UCCAGAACUCGGGGGGCACAAGCACAACUUUAUAUGGAGUCGAGGACGACGCGUCGCCCCCAUCCAAGGCACCGCAGCGGGCGCGCCCCACCACCGGGCCCUCCUCCCCCUCUCCGCCCUCGCCACCCCGCUCCUCCCCUUCCUUCCCCGCAGUGGUCCCGCAAAAACCCUAGCCAUCCCGCCGCCUCCGCCGCCGACGACGACAUGGACGACGACGCCAUCACGGCGCUGAUGGACAUCGACGACUCCCCCCGCAGCAGCGGCGCCGGCGCCGUCUUCCUCGACGACGAGGAGGACGCGGAGGUCUUCCCCGGCCACCGCGCGGCCCGCGCCAACGAGGCCCGCGGGCCCCUCCCCUUCGCCGGCUUCUACAACUCCUUCGACGGCGCCGACUUCGACGACACCGACCUCGCCUGAGGCGCUUACGGUAACGUGUGGGGGCCGGUGCUCUUGUGGGGGGCUCUCCUGGAAGUUUGAGAGGCUGAUCUGUCUCUAUGGUGAUGGAUUCUUCUAGUUAGUUCGUCGGUUAGAUUUCUUUUCAUGUAUCUCGAGACGUCGUGAGAUCAAUCUGGGUACCUUUUGCUGCCGAUGUUUUUGAAUCUCUAUGCCUUGCCUGCAUUGUUGGUUGCUUGGUUAGUGCUUUUGGCUCUUGAUUGGUACCAAUCUCUGCGAGGUUUUCUUAAAUUCUCGUAGUACUUUGAUUCACAAGAUAGAUUUUUGUUUAUAUAUGUUGGCUUCAA
Messenger RNA from Oryza sativa Japonica Group (Japanese rice), 740 nucleotides. RefSeq lists its product as uncharacterized. Lineage: Eukaryota; Viridiplantae; Streptophyta; Magnoliopsida; Poales; Poaceae. The record is from RefSeq and is a predicted model, not a curated record.